UUACCAAUUAACGGAAUAGUCAUAAACUGUAAUAAUGGUUGCCCUCAAAGAACCCGAGAAACGAAUUAUUAUUUUUUGGAUAACUUACUCUUUAAGGAAGCUUUAAGCGAAGUGGAAAUGCAAGAAGCAUUAACAGCUGACAGAGAUUGUAGCAGAAGAGGAUGCUUAGGACAAUCAGAAGUGCAAUAUGAUUCAAGUGGUCCAAUUAUCUUAAUUCAAUUAACGGACAUCAGGACAUUAACUCAUCUGGAUAACAUCCCGAUAAAAUUUCCCGAUGUACUUGGGACCUCUGAUUAUUAUUUACUGGUAGGAGUAAUCCGUUACAUUAACAAUGACCUUACGUCGACUAAUGGAUUAGGAAAACUGUCCAUGGGACACUACACAACAAUCUGUCGCAGAAAUAAUCUGUGGACCGAGUUUAAUGAUCUCAAUGCAGGAACACAAAGAACUCUAACCAAAGAUGUGGACAAAAAAGUCAACAUAGAAUUUCUAAUAUACAUUAAAGUUGAAAAAACGUAUAAAUAAAAUCAAUUAAAACUGUAUCACCAUGCCU
This is a messenger RNA of Diabrotica virgifera virgifera (western corn rootworm), 553 nucleotides long. RefSeq lists its product as uncharacterized. Lineage: Eukaryota; Metazoa; Arthropoda; Insecta; Coleoptera; Chrysomelidae. The record is from RefSeq and is a predicted model, not a curated record. Bases 118 to 525 code for a protein of 135 amino acids. The transcript is spliced from 2 exons.